Messenger RNA from Penicillium odoratum, 2103 nucleotides. RefSeq lists its product as uncharacterized. The coding region runs from base 1 to 2103 and encodes 700 amino acids. Gene Ontology annotation, molecular function: protein binding. The transcript has a single exon. The record is from RefSeq and is a predicted model, not a curated record. NCBI's taxonomy places the organism in Eukaryota, Fungi, Ascomycota, Eurotiomycetes, Eurotiales, Aspergillaceae.
AUGGACCCGAACAGUCCAAUGGGACCUCCAUCCCGGAGCGCAACUAUGCCAUCACGCGAGCCACCACCCGCGGCGGCAUAUGGUGAAUAUGAUUACCCAGCUGCCACAAUGAGCGGUGACAUGCCUCCACGCCCCAACACCGCCGGUAGCAUGCGACCUCCACGGGCACGGGCUGCGCCUGGCCCUGUCCCCAAUCCAGGACUAAUGUUUCCUCCUCCUGAUCCGCCUAAUCGGGUUUCAUAUGCGCCCAAGGAUUUCCUGGAUACCUACUACGAUAGUAACGAUGAACCUGAUAUGCCCGAUAUGCCCAACUUUGAUGCUAUCCCCCAUACCAAUGGCCCGGUAGAUGAGAUGGGAUUGGAGGCACCCAAGCCCAAACUACAAUCACCAGGUUCCCCAAGCUCGCCUGGUAGCGGUCAAUACGCAGCCUACUCCCCGGGUGCGGGUGCGGGUGCGGGUGCGGGUGCGAGUGCGGGUGGGCUAGGAACCUCACAAUCCCGAUCUCUUGGACAAGGAGAUGCGCCAAAUCAGUUCGAGAAUGCCGGCUUCAAUUUCAACAUCGGUGGUGGCGACACCUCACCAGCUGCUUCCGGAUAUGGACAUUCACCCAACAGCUACGAUCAAUCUGGUGGCUACUUCCCUCAUGAACCCGCACCAGCGUACACUCCAGGUCCUCCGGGUCCUGUUCCACCCGGCCCUGGUCAGCAGGGAUUCCCAUAUGAAAAACACCAGUCACCAGAUGUGCAGCAAACCCCCGAUACUCUGCCUUCUCACCCAACACCCUUCCGGCCGGGCCACGACCAAGCCGCAAAGCCCGCCCCGGUGCGAAACUACAACAACGCUCCCGUGCCUGCGCAAGCUCCUGCUGCCGUUGCUGCUCCUCAGCCAACGACCCCGGAUGUAAAAACCCCCAUCACACACGAUGAACUUGAGCGACUACAACAGAAAGCACGAGGUAAUCCUUCAGAUCAAGCGACUCAGCUUCUGCUAGCCAAAAAGUUGGUUGAAGCCACCACUGUCCUUAUACAAGAUAACAGCCGACUCGAUCCCAAAACAAAAGCCAAGGCAAAGGAAAAGUAUAUACAGGAUGCACACAAGAUAGUGAAGAAGCUAUCGCAGGCUGGAUAUGCAGAUGCACAAUUCUAUCUCGCCGACUGCUACGGGGAAGGUCUUCUUGGAUUGGAAGCCGACCCAAAGGAGGCAUUCAACCUAUACCACUCGGCGGCAAAGGCUGGCCAUGCCCAGUCCGCCUACAGAGUGGCCGUCUGCUGUGAGAUAGGCGCAGAAGAAGGCGGCGGUACAAAGCGGGAUCCUUUCAAGGCUGUGCAAUGGUACAAGCGCGCAGCGUCUUUGGGCGAUACUCCUGCCAUGUAUAAAAUGGGCAUGAUUCAUCUCAAGGGUCUACUCGGCCAAGCCCGGAGUCCCCGCGAGGGCAUCUCAUGGCUUAAGCGCGCAGCUGAACGUGCCGACGAAGAGAACCCCCACGCCCUACACGAGCUGGCUCUCAUGUACCAAACUGCUUCUGGCAACGAUUCUAUCGUCCGCGACGAGGCAUAUGCCAGCCAACUCUUCCACCAGGCUGCCGAGCUGGGCUACAAAUUCUCUCAGUUCCGUCUCGGUACUGCAUAUGAAUACGGUCUGAUGGGAUGUACCCCCGAUAAUCGUAUGAGUAUCAUUUGGUAUACCCGGGCAGCUGCCCAGGGCGAGCAUCAGAGUGAACUUGCCCUGAGUGGCUGGUACCUCACUGGCUCGGAAGGUGUUUUGCAGCAGAGUGACACAGAAGCCUACCUCUGGGCCCGCAAAGCAGCUGUGGCUGGUCUUGCCAAGGCCGAGUAUGCGAUGGGCUACUUCACCGAGGUUGGAAUUGGUGCCGCCGCUAAUUUGGAUGAUGCUAAACGUUGGUAUUGGCGUGCAGCGGGUAAGAAUACCUUGAUCUCACAUUUUUCUGAAUUCUUGCUGACCCUCUAUCUUCUAGCCCAAGGAUUCCCCAAGGCCAGAGAACGCCUCGAGGACCUCAAGAAGGGUGGAGGUAGGAUGCAAAAAAACAAUUUCUCUCGCGCAGCUGUGAACAAGCAAAGUGAUGGAGACUGUGUCCUGAUGUAG